This is a messenger RNA of Parathielavia appendiculata, 604 nucleotides long. RefSeq lists its product as uncharacterized. The transcript has a single exon. NCBI's taxonomy places the organism in Eukaryota, Fungi, Ascomycota, Sordariomycetes, Sordariales, Chaetomiaceae. The coding region runs from base 94 to 423 and encodes 109 amino acids. The record is from RefSeq and is a predicted model, not a curated record.
CUGGAGAGUGCCGCUGAGACCAGUCAGGAAUCCCGAUAAGAGAAGCUUGAUCUGACCGGCUACUAGGGACUUGCACAAGUACAGGGCAAGCUCAUGCGGACACAACCUCUCCACAGGAAGCUUGCUAGUCACAAAACCUCAGCAAAAAGGCCGAGAAGCACUCGCAGAACUGCAUCGAGAGGUGGUAAGGGAGCUUCCGCGGGACCGUUGAGAGUGAUUGAUGGACCUUGGGUCCACAUUGGCUCUGCUUCGACUCCCACGACACAAAGCAUGGCCGUUGUUGAUCUCUCACCCAGCUUGCACCAAUCGGGGAUCUGGAUGACGAGGCAGGGAUGUGCGGUGCCUGGUGCUUGUCUGCGGGGAGAGGUGCAUUGUCAAGGAAGGGUGUGUAUGCAGAUCGGGCCACGAAGCGGCAGGGGCUGACAGUGCCGGCUGCUGCCAACAGGGGCCUAACUGGCAAGAUCAGGAUGCGGCAUCGAUAUCCGAAGCUCGAAACGGCAACUCUCGCUGAGAAAUAGGGUCUGUUGAGCGUAGGGAGAGUGAGCGUGUGUUGUUGGACCCUGACCAAGUUGAGCGAAAGCGGACAGUGGCGAUAGAAGAUCAC